Molecule: messenger RNA, 695 nt
Organism: Cyprinodon variegatus (sheepshead minnow)
Lineage: Eukaryota; Metazoa; Chordata; Actinopteri; Cyprinodontiformes; Cyprinodontidae
Gene: pacrg
Product: parkin coregulated gene protein homolog
Molecular function (GO): Hsp70 protein binding; Hsp90 protein binding
Source: RefSeq, a predicted model, not a curated record
GCUACAGCGAGAUGUACUUGCCACCUUCCGGGAGUAUUAUGACAGCAGGCGGAUCCCUAUCGCCUACGACUACAACAGAAGAGGACACAAAAUAAAGUGAACGGUGGACAUGGAUAAACUGGACUACCAGCAGCACCUGCCUCUAUUCUUUGAUGGCCUCCGUGAGACAGAACAUCCUUACAAUGUCCUCGCAGAGCAGGGGAUUUUAGACAUGCUGAACCGGGGGGGGGACAAGAUCCUCCCCGUCGUGCCAAUGCUCAUCAUGCCGAUCAGGAACGCCAUGAACACCAAGAACCUGACGGUGAUGUCCACCACCCUGAAAGUCCUGCAGCAUAUGGUGGAGUCGGUUGAUGGCAUGGGGCUGGCUUUGGUGCCCCACUUAAAGUACAUCCUGCCCGCUUUUAACCUCUUCAAGAACAAGAAGAGGAACAUCGGAGAUGCUAUUGAGAGGGGUCCAAUGAGCAUGGGAGACCUGAUCGAGGAGACUCUGCGAAAACUGGAAUACUACGGUGGCCCGGAGGCCUACAAACAAAUUAAACUCAUGGUCCCCACCUACAGCACUAUAUAUUGACAAAUCAAAAAGAAUAUCAGUGUUGUAUUGAUUUAUUUACAUAAUUUUCUUGUGAUUUAUUUCAAGCUGUAAGCUACAUACCUUGUUGUAUGGAGGGAAAAUUCUUUGCAUACACUAUUCUGAC